Messenger RNA from Antechinus flavipes (yellow-footed antechinus), 2297 nucleotides. It is a transcript of the gene NFIB, whose product is annotated as nuclear factor I B. The record is from RefSeq and is a predicted model, not a curated record. Gene Ontology annotation, biological process: regulation of transcription by RNA polymerase II. Gene Ontology annotation, cellular component: nucleus. The transcript is spliced from 12 exons. Gene Ontology annotation, molecular function: RNA polymerase II cis-regulatory region sequence-specific DNA binding; DNA-binding transcription factor activity, RNA polymerase II-specific. NCBI's taxonomy places the organism in Eukaryota, Metazoa, Chordata, Mammalia, Dasyuromorphia, Dasyuridae. Bases 70 to 1776 code for a protein of 568 amino acids.
UAGAUGAAGUUAUUGCUUCUGGAGGCUUUUCUUGGGGGAUCUCCGGAAAGUGCGUUUUAAGGCGAAGUCAUGAUGUAUUCGCCCAUCUGUCUCACUCAGGAUGAAUUUCACCCAUUCAUCGAGGCACUUCUUCCACAUGUCCGUGCAAUCGCCUAUACGUGGUUCAACCUGCAGGCUCGAAAACGCAAGUACUUUAAAAAACAUGAGAAGCGAAUGUCAAAGGAUGAGGAAAGAGCAGUCAAAGAUGAGCUUCUUAGUGAAAAGCCUGAAAUCAAACAGAAGUGGGCAUCUAGGCUCCUCGCCAAGCUGCGCAAAGACAUCCGCCAAGAGUACCGGGAGGAUUUCGUGCUCACCGUGACUGGGAAGAAGCACCCAUGCUGUGUAUUAUCCAAUCCCGACCAGAAGGGUAAGAUUAGGAGAAUCGACUGCCUGCGACAGGCUGACAAAGUCUGGCGUCUGGAUCUAGUCAUGGUGAUCCUGUUCAAAGGCAUCCCUUUGGAAAGUACGGAUGGAGAACGGCUCAUGAAAUCCCCACAUUGCACAAAUCCAGCACUUUGCGUCCAGCCACAUCAUAUAACAGUAUCAGUUAAAGAGCUUGAUUUGUUUUUGGCAUACUACGUGCAGGAGCAAGAUUCUGGACAAUCAGGAAGUCCAAGCCACAAUGAUCCUGCCAAGAAUCCUCCAGGGUAUCUUGAGGAUAGUUUUGUAAAAUCUGGAGUCUUCAAUGUGGCAGAACUUGUGAGAGUAUCCAGAACACCUAUAACCCAGGGAACUGGGGUAAAUUUCCCGAUUGGAGAGAUCCCGAGCCAGCCAUACUACCAUGAUAUGAACUCUGGUGUAAAUCUACAAAGGUCACUGUCUUCUCCACCAAGCAGCAAAAGACCCAAAACUAUAUCCAUAGAUGAAAAUAUGGAACCAAGUCCUACAGGAGACUUUUAUCCUUCUCCAAAUUCCCCAGCUGCUGCAAGUCGGACAUGGCACGAAAGGGAUCAAGAUAUGUCUUCUCCUACUGCUAUGAAGAAGCCUGAAAAGCCAUUGUUUAGCCCUACAUCUCCACAGGACUCUUCACCCAGAUUGAGCACUUUUCCUCAGCAUCACCAUCCGGGAAUCGCAGGAGUUGCACACAGUGUCAUCUCAACCAGAACGUCACCGUCACCAUUGCCAUUCCCAGCACAAGCUAUCCUUCCUCCAGCCCCGACAAGCUACUUUUCUCAUCCAACAAUCAGAUAUCCUCCUCACCUGAAUCCUCAGGAUACUCUGAAGAAUUAUGUACCUUCUUAUGACCCAUCUAGUCCACAGACAAGCCAGCCCAACAGCAGUGGUCAAGUAGUAGGGAAAGUGCCCGGCCAUUUCACUCCAGUUUUGGCACCCUCUCCCCAUCACAGUGCAGUGCGACCUGUGACCCUGACCAUGACAGAUACUAAACCCAUCACUACAUCCACUGAAGGUGAGGCAGCUUCACCUACAGCAACCACCUACACAGCCUCAGGCACAUCUCAAGCCAAUCGAUAUGUGGGACUAAGCCCAAGAGACCCAUCCUUCCUACACCAGCAACAGCUGAGGAUUUGUGACUGGACCAUGAAUCAAAACGGCAGGCAUUUAUACCCCAGUGCCAGUGAGGAUACAUUGGGAAUUACUUGGCAAAGUCCUGGUACCUGGGCUAGCUUGGUCCCUUUUCAAGUAUCAAACAGGACACCAAUCCUGCCAACAAAUGUCCAAAAUUAUGGUUUGAACAUAAUUGGAGAACCUUUCCUUCAAGCAGAAACAAGCAACUGAGGGAAAAUCAAAAGAAGAAUAACAACAGAAACCACGCAACAAAAAUUUUAAAACAGGAAAAAAAAAGAAAUUAAAAAAAAGGAAGACGGGACUAAAAAAGAAACUGAAGAAAGAAGAAAAAAAUAUAGACCAGCAAUUGCAGCACUUACAAUCACUAAUUCCCUUAAGGUUGAAACUGUAAUGACAUAAAAAGGGUCGAUGAUAUUUCACUGAUGGGUAGAGCGCAGCCCCUGCUAAGUAGCCUUUGUUAUAUGAAGUCCGCUGGGAAAUAGAUGGUCUGUCUCGAUGACAAUAUAUUUUAACUGACUUUCUAGAUGCCUUAAUAUUUGCAUGAUAAGCUAGUUUUCUUGGUUUAGUAUUCUUGUUGUUUACGCAUGGAAUCACUAUUCCUGGUUAUCUCACACAACAAAGGCUAGGAGGCAGCCUUGGAGCUGCCAGAUGACAAGGGCCUUGAGCCAGCCAUUUUGUAAACACUCUGAUUUCUAAAAGUUAAAAAAUAAAUACAAACUCUGUAGCCUUUA